AUGGAAGAACUCAAGAUAACCUUGGAGGAAACUAUAUCAAUAAGGCCAAGCAAACAGCCUGAAAGACAGACUAUCCAACUCUCCCGUCUGGACAGGAUAUCUCCUGCAAUUCUUUACACCAUCUUCUUUUACAAGUCUCAGUUCAACAAUGAAAAAACAUCUUCUUCUUCUUCAGAUGAUGUUGUUGACAGAGCCAAAACAGCUCUGCAAAAGGUGCUCAUUUCGUGGUUUCCUACAGCGGGGAGGCUUAGAAUCAACGCGGAAACAGAAAAGCUAGAGAUUGAUUGUAAUAACCAAGGUGUCACUGCAAUAACUGCAAAAACCGGUUCAAAGCUUGAAGAGCUUGGGAGGCUAUGUGAAUAUAAGCCUUGCUAUGAAAAACUGGUUCCUCAGCUUCCUGAUGCUGAAGAUAUAUCAAAAAACCCAUUAGUUGUUGUGCAGAUUACAAGGUUUGCUUGUGGAGGGUUUUCAAUUGGUUUUGGAAGUAGCCAUACCCUAUUUGACGGCAUUGGGGCAUUCAAUUUUCUAGCAUCUUGGGCUCAUAUAGCAACCGGGAAAGAUGAAUCCGAUCUUAUAGUGCCCAACCAUUCAAGAAAUGCCCUCUUGAAUGCUAUUUGCACUCCUUAUUCAACCCCCAUAGCUACUUCAAUCUAUGAACAAGACCAUAUUGCAGCUAUUCAAGAUCUCUAUAGAAUACCUAUGCAAGCCAUGGCAUCUGAUGAUAGGCGUUGGGAAACCGAGCUUGCGAAAUUCAGCCAAAUUGACCCACAAGGAGGGCUCCAACUAAUCUCACUUAGCAUUAAGAAGGAAGUUGUUGAGGCGUGGAAGGAAUUAGUAAUUGAAAGAGGCAAGCUCUUGAAGUGUUCUACUUUUGAUCUUCUAUGUGCACAAAUUUGGAAGGCAAGUUGAGAUUUCUUUUAGCCUUUAUUGCACUAGUUUAAAUAGAAUUGGAAGCAUUUAUUUUAUGCUCA
Molecule: messenger RNA, 971 nt
Organism: Camellia sinensis
Lineage: Eukaryota; Viridiplantae; Streptophyta; Magnoliopsida; Ericales; Theaceae
Molecular function (GO): acyltransferase activity, transferring groups other than amino-acyl groups
Source: RefSeq, a predicted model, not a curated record